Molecule: messenger RNA, 1819 nt
Organism: Manis javanica (Malayan pangolin)
Lineage: Eukaryota; Metazoa; Chordata; Mammalia; Pholidota; Manidae
Gene: TRMT5
Product: tRNA methyltransferase 5
Biological process (GO): tRNA N1-guanine methylation; mitochondrial tRNA methylation
Cellular component (GO): mitochondrial matrix; cytoplasm
Molecular function (GO): tRNA (guanine(37)-N1)-methyltransferase activity
Source: RefSeq, a predicted model, not a curated record
UGAGCAUGAGGUGAGGGGUCUGGUCUUGAACCCGCUGCUGAAGGACGUUGGGAACUGGGAUGGUGACGCUGGUGAGGUGGCGCCGCGGUGCCCUUGAUAGUUGGAAGGGUCUGAGAGUCCGGUGGCCGUACUCGUUCGACCCGGGCUCGGAAACAUUGCGAAGUCACCCGCCGCCCGGGUGCUGAGCUUGCGUCCGAGUAUUGGGAUCUUUCGGAGGCCAUUUGGAUUCUCAAGAAGACUUCUCAAAGUGGAAAGCUGUAGAAUAACUGAAUCAGAAUCGUUGAUCCCACUUGCUUGGACAUCACUGAUACAGAAGCUUAGCAGAGCACCUAUUAUUUUCUUGUUGGAUCAAAGAAAAAGAUUCUCAACCAUGCCUGAAAUAGAAACAAAUCAGAGAGACUCUGAAUUGUUUUCACCACCCUCUAAUGUGCGAGGAAUGACAAAACUUGAUAGGACAGCUUUUAAGAAGAAAGUUACCAUCCCAGUACUUAAAGUAAGGAAAGAAAUAGUCAGUAAAUUGAUGCGAUCCCUUAAAAGGGCAGCACUGCAGCGCCCAGGCAUAAAACGUGUGAUUGAAGAUCCAGAAGAUGAAGGAAGUAGAUUAAUUAUGUUGGAUCCCUAUAAAAUGAUUAGUGAUGAUUCCUUUGAAAAAGCAGAACUUAGUAUUUUAAAGCAGCUUAAUGUCAAUUCACAUAUAGCUGAAUAUAAUUUGGAACUAACUUAUGAAAACUUUAAGUCAGAAGAAAUCUUGAGAGCUGUGCUUCCUGAAGGUCAAGAUGUGACUUCAGGGUUUAGCAGAGUUGGACAUAUUGCCCACCUGAACCUUCGAGAUCAUCAACUACCUUUCAAGCAUUUAAUUGGCCAAGUUAUGAUUGACAAAAAUCCAGGAAUCACCUCAGCAGUAAAUAAAACCAGUAAUAUUGAUAGCACAUUCCGAAAUUUCCAAAUGGAAGUGCUAUCUGGUGAGGAGAACAUGACGACCAAGGUUCGAGAAAACAGCUAUACAUACGAAUUUGAUUUUUCAAAAGUGUAUUGGAAUCCUCGUCUCUCUACAGAACACAGUCGUAUCACAGAACUUCUCAAGCCUGGAGAUGUCCUAUUUGAUGUUUUUGCUGGGGUUGGGCCCUUUGCCAUUCCAGUAGCAAAGAAAAACUGCACUGUAUUUGCCAAUGAUCUCAAUCCUGAAUCCCAUAAAUGGCUAUCACACAACUGUAAAUUAAACAAAGUGGACCAAAAGGUGAAAGUCUUUAACUUGGAUGGAAAAGACUUCCUCCAAGGACCAGUCAGAGAAGAGCUCAUGCAGCAGCUGGGACCACUGUCACAAGAAAAAAAGCAUUCAGUGCACAUUGUUAUGAACUUGCCAGCAAAGGCCGUUGAGUUUCUCAGUGCAUUAAAAUCACUUUUAGAUGGGCCGCCAUGCAGCAAUGAGUUCCUUCCCAUAGUGCACUGCUACAGCUUUUCCAAAGAUGCUAAUCCUGCUAAGGAUGUUCAGCAAAGAGCUGGAGCUGUGUUAGGCAUUUCCUUGGAGGCAUGCAGUUCAGUUCACCUAGUAAGAAAUGUGGCCCCUAACAAAGAAAUGUUAUGCAUCACCUUUCAGAUUCCUGCUGCUAUACUCUACAAGAACCAGACCCUAAAUCUAGAGAAUAAUGAGGCUCCACCUCUUAAACGCCAGAAGAUGGGUAAAGCCUUCUCAGAGGAAAAAACACAAAUUUAUUCAGUUACUUGACUGGAAAUGUUUUCUCCAUCUCCCACUAUACCUUUAUGUAAUGAAAAAUAAUUUGUAUAACUUCAUAAAAUUUUAACAUUGUUUAAUUUUGAA